AUGUAUGUCCGCCAUGAAAGCAAAGAGACGUGUGGUCUGGCGGGACUCGCCACUGUGUUGGCACUCUAUCCAUAUAAACUCAAUUUCCAGACUAGAACAAAGACACUUCCAGUAUUUCCAAAUGAUGAUCUUGUCGAUCUGCUGAACGAAUAA
Molecule: messenger RNA, 153 nt
Organism: Plasmopara halstedii
Lineage: Eukaryota; Oomycota; Peronosporomycetes; Peronosporales; Peronosporaceae
Exons: 2
Coding region: 1-153 (50 amino acids)
Source: RefSeq, a predicted model, not a curated record